Molecule: messenger RNA, 1254 nt
Organism: Naegleria lovaniensis
Lineage: Eukaryota; Heterolobosea; Eutetramitea; Acrasida; Naegleriidae
Exons: 1
Coding region: 1-1254 (417 amino acids)
Source: RefSeq, a predicted model, not a curated record
AUGGCAAGUCUGAAUAUUGGAGACACGAUCCAAGUAUUGUCAUCAUCAACGACACAGUUAAUUUUUAAAGUCCUUCCGAAAUUACUUUUCCAAAAUAAUAUAAUUAUUCAUGGGAUACGAAAUUUAGCAAACAUAAAACUAUCAAGCAAAAAGGACGAUCGGGAUGAAUAUCCUUCUUAUUUUGAUUCAUCAACCUCAUCACUAACAGAACGAAAAUCUAAACACAUUUCCCGAGCCUAUUAUUCAUUUGUUCAUCAAAUUGAAGAAACUACAAAAUCGGAACGAUUUGAAAUUCAUACAACACCCUAUUACCGAGCUCUGUUGAGGCUUAAUCACUUAUUGAUGAAUGAUCCGGUUUCUUAUUUUAUGGUUCUGAGCGGAGUAUUGAUAGCCUUCAUCAUUCCCAUCAUGAUUUCCAUAUUUAUUUUGUUUUACAUGUUUUUUAAUUGGAGACAACUCGGAAUAUUUCCAAUGUUGUUGCAAUUAUCUUUGAUCAGCAUACUCGUAUUAUGUAGUGGAGUACCCAUUCAGUGUUUAAUGAUUCUCUUUAAGAAAUUUCCAUCUCCAUUGCAUUUUCUGUAUCAUGUACUGAGCUUGAGGAAACACAAAUUUGGAGUGACUACUUCUCUUCUUACUACGACACCAUUCUCUUCUCAAAUCACUCCACUUUAUUAUUAUUCGACUGAGAUUUUAACAGUGACUCCCAACAAGGGAAUUCAACUUGAAAAAAUAGAAAUGGACAUUUCUACUUGGGAUGAAAAUGAAGAAUUAGAUCCAAAAUCUAAACCGCAAAAAGUAACCAUUGUUAAUUUAUUAAUUUAUUUAUUGACUCAUCAUAUGAGUGAGGAAAACGCUCAAUCCCAACAACAACAGCAUGCACCCAUCCUCAUUGACAGUAAGAAGCUCUCUCGACAAUUUAUAUCCAUCGAUGACAUUCAGAUGAUUGUCAUUCGUGAGGGAAUCAUGGAAGGCAAAUCCAGUGGAGGUACAAGCGCAGUGAAUGCUCACGAUCAAGGAGGAGUUGUUGGUAGUGGUAACGUUGGCUCAAACUCUGCUGCCAAUGCUGUUGUGGAUCCAGUGUCCAUUCUUUUACAAGGAGAUGCAAUGGAAUUAAAAAUUAGGAAAACACAAGAUUUGGCAAUUAUCAUGAAAACCAUUCACAGCAGAGAACAAAUUCCUUUUGAAACCAUACGGCCGAAAAAUAUGCAUUUAAAGCUAAUUUACAAAAAGGUUCGAUCAAUUUUACAGAAAUAA